AUGACUUCAAACAGGAAGGAAGCAGAUGUUCCAGAGUCCUCACGAAUAAGGCGGUCUAAUUCUCUAUCUUCAUAUCGGUCUAACUAUCGACAUAGUCCGUAUCAGAUUCAAAUGCUUGAAGUGUUUUUCAAUCAACAUCAACAUCCGAGCGAACAGGAUUGCUGUCGAAUAGGAAAGGAGCUUGGACUCACGCCAAAUCAAGUAAAAUCUUGGUUUCAGAAUAAGAAGACUGCUCUUAAGGAAAAAAAUAAGAAGAAGCAUUCGUUAACACUCCGAGAGGAAAACCAAGUGCUACAAGCUGAAAACCUCUCAAUGCAAAGGUCGCAUGUGUACUCGUGCAGUGAUUGUAAGGAUCUUACCCCUAUUGAAGUGGAGCAACUCGUCAAUGUAAGGCAACUUCAAACCCAAAAUUUGCAAUUGAGGCAAAAGUACUUUGAUGCAUGUAUUUCAAUUAAGGGCAUGGGAAUACAUGUCCCGAUAAACCAAGACUUACUACCACCAAUGAUGCAAUCCAAUGGAGCAUUUAUAGGACAAUCAUCAAUGGAACCGGUCAAUCAUAUCGUCGCUAAUGCUCCUAUCGUUGCUAAUGGAAAUUUGAUUGCUGUUAAUACAAAUAUGAACCAGCAUUUAGAUUUUGAGAUGUUGAACAUGACAGAAACAGUCAGGCUGGCUAGGGAUGAGCUAAUGUGCCUGUUACAUCUAAACGAGCCAUUUUGGGUAAAAGAUGUGUCGGACGGAAGAUGUAUCAUUAAUAGGGAGAUAUAUGAAGUAACACUCAUGAAUAGAAAUAUCCGCAAAAAUCACCGUAAUAAUGGAUUGCGUACUCGCAUUGAAUCAUCAAAAUAUGAAGCAUCCUUGAACAUGAGUGCUUUUAGAGUGGCUCAGAUGCUAACGGAUUCGAAAAUGAGGGUAGAAUAUCUUUUUCCUACCAUCAUAACAAAUGCCUUCACAAUCCAUGACUAUGGAAAUCAAGUAUUGCCUCACCAAGUCGGGCCUCUAAAACUGGAAUAUGAGCAAAUACAAUUGUCAACUGCAUCCAUGGUUCCAAGAGACUUCUACUUUGUUCGAUUCUGUGAAAAGGUCACUGAAGGAACGUGGCUAAUAGUUGAAGUGUCUCAUGACUUCAACAAUACCAAUUUUCAACUGGAUUCCCCCUGUCGGGCAUGGAGGCGCCCUUCCGGCUGCAUAAUAAAGGAUGUUUCUCCUGGAGUCUCUCAGGUGACAUGGAUUGAACAUGUUGAAAUUGAUCAAGACAAGGACCCAAUUCAUCUUCUUUAUAAAGAUGUUAUCUUUGGGGGAUUGGCCUUCCAUGCAGAUAGAUGGGUCCAGAUACUUUCAAGGUCUUUUCAUGGGAUUGAUUCUUAUAAUAACAUCUUGAAGAAGCAAUUUGAUCAUGGUUCCCAACAAAACCUUGGAGUGCUAGGUGCCAUGGCCCAAGAAGAAAUACAAUGUAUAAUGAGAAUAAGCAACAAGAUGGUGAGGAGAUUCUGCGCAAACAUGAGCAAGAGAGACAAACUGGAAAUGCCCGACCUUAAAGACAAAGGAAUUUGUCUGUCUUUAAUCCGGGAUCAAGAAAACACUAACCCAUCCAAUAGCAUGAUCAUCAACGCUGCUACCUCGUUUCGGCUUGACGCUUCAUGUAAAAUGAUUCUCGAUUACUUACAGAAUGUUAACAUGAGAACUCAGUGGGAUGUUAUCUGCUAUGGACAACCAGUGCAAGAGACUGCUUGCAUUAAAUUUGGAGAUCAACUUGAUAGUUCAAUCUCUAUUAUUAAGCCUAACAUUGAAUCUCAAAACACUGUGCGUGUGAUCCAAGAGACUCUUGUGGAUCCUCUUGGUGCGGUUGUUGUUUAUGCUCCUAUGGACCGGGAUGAUUUUAAUGGAGAAUUAUAUGGGUCCUGGCCAAAGACUAUUCUUCCAUCUGGAUUUCUCAUAUCUAAAGAUGGAAACCCGGAAUGCAUGCGGAUGGAUUUUGGAGGAGCUUCGACUUCGAGAAAUGUUGCGCCGACCAACGGUUCACUCGUUACGGUGGCUUUCCAAGUUAUGUGUUAUUCGAAGAACAUCGAACCGGAAUCCGUGGAAAUGGUCACCUCUCUCAUUUCCUCGGCAGUUGACAGCAUAAAGUUGGCCUUCAAGUGCCCUGACCCCUCCGAGUGA
Impatiens glandulifera is the source of this 2157-nucleotide messenger RNA. Its product is annotated as homeobox-leucine zipper protein HDG12-like. The record is from RefSeq and is a predicted model, not a curated record. The transcript is spliced from 10 exons. Gene Ontology annotation, molecular function: lipid binding; DNA binding. Bases 1 to 2157 code for a protein of 718 amino acids. Lineage: Eukaryota; Viridiplantae; Streptophyta; Magnoliopsida; Ericales; Balsaminaceae.